Molecule: messenger RNA, 2496 nt
Organism: Peronospora belbahrii
Lineage: Eukaryota; Oomycota; Peronosporomycetes; Peronosporales; Peronosporaceae
Source: the annotation of a GenBank genome assembly
AUGCCGGGAAUGCAUGUCACCGCAUCCAAUGGAGACUCGUCGUCUUUCAGUCCACGUCCGACGUCUUCGGCCUUGACUUUUAGUGAAUCUGACGCAGAAUUUGAGCGUGGAUUGAACUCGUACGAUGUGCCGGCCGUAGUCGAAGCUCUACGUCGAUACUUGGCGUCCGAGACCCAAACGAGCCUCUCCACGGGCUCCACAGCUAAGCGGCAAUCGGCCCAACUGCGUAGCGUCUUUUACGAACGAUUUAAUCAAAUUUUAGACCGUGUGUUUGGUAUUGACGCCGUCUCCAAGCAAAAGUAUGGCGGCUGGCUGGAUUAUAGCGCCGGACUGGGCGUAGCGCCUGCACUAGGCUCAGCCGCAGCUCAAGCAGCCAAGAAACGAGAUGAACAACGACAUGAGCGAUCUUUAGCAGGUGUUGCAACGGACGAAGACGAUGUGAAUGAUCUUCUCACGUCUUUGACAACUAGUGGUCGAGCCAUUGUCAAAUUAUUGGGUGGUAGCGUGCGCGCCGAGGACGGAUCGGUCUUCCAGUUUCUUUUCAAGGUGCCACAUCCUGUCGAGUUUAAAUUUGCUCUCGAUAUGCUACCAGAACAGAGCAAGAUGGCAAUUGUUAGCGGCCGAGGAGCAAGUUUAUUGUUUACGCAGCUACUGCACAAACCACUGGCCAAGCAGCGGCUGGAUCUGCGCAGUCCGGAGCUGCUCGUGUCGAUUACAGAGCUCUAUUUGUUCUACUUUUUGAGACAUCCAUCGUCGUCGUCACAUCCAAGUGCGGAUGCCACGACUUCGGCUGCAUCUGUGUCGACGUCUAGGACUGGUCCAACCACGUCAGCGGUAUCUUCAUUGUCUGCUGCGGCCAAAAUCCGUCAGUCCAGCUGGCUAUCUACGGGCUUUUUGCCUGACAGCAACCGUGGUGUUAAGAGCCGCUUCCAUGGCAAGUUGUUGAAGGCCUCCAACCUUUUUCUUCACAUCUUGAUCGAGUUUUGGCUGCGACAGAAUCUCAUUUCAUUCUCGGAUGAGCCUGCGGGAGCGUCGACUGUGUCUCCUGGUGUGUUUUGCUCGUUACCUCCAAGUAACCAGCUAGUUAGCCCAUUUGCUUCAGUGUACACGUCGACAAGUUAUAUGGCACCAUCGGAUGACUUGCUUAGCUCACUGCUGCUCACUAUCGUUUAUUUACUAUCCGACUCGUUCUUCCCUGCUCCUUUAGCGGAGGAAUCAACGGGCAGAUCUCAAGGCGGCACUUCAGGCAUGGUUGUAGGCAGUGGAGGCGUUUACUUGAGCCGUAGUGUUACUAUGCUGCGGCCACCGCUGUACGCUUUCUUUCGCCUUGUCUUUUCCCGUGCUCCUAUUGGACUCUCACCCACAGCCUUCCUCGCCAUCACGGAUGUUUGGCUCGCGUAUAUUCAACCGUGGCACUGUCUGUCGUGGAUCAAAUCAAAGGAACCAGUGACAGCAGAUUCAGAAUCGAGAACAGAGCGGGAGACGCUGACAGGAUAUUCACCGUUGUGGGAAAGCUAUGUGCUGGCAAAUUAUCACUUUUACACAACGCUGUUAGGCGCGUUUGUGGAGCGAGCGAAAGAAUUGGACUUUUCUGCAGGCGACGAGCGUAACUUGCAGAUCAUUGAACGCGUGAUGAGUGUAUACAACUCCGACUUAUUGGCGCUUCUGCGCCAGGCAUCACUUCAUCUUGAAAAGUGCCAGCCAUUUGCUAUGCCGUAUAGCUUUAACCGCCGUGCUCGCAGUGGAAGCUUCAGCUCUUCAUCAAAGACCAAACCUAUUGCAGGUGAUACACUCACGGCAACCCAGGCGCAUGUGCUAACGUUCUACUGCAAAUCUCUGGGCAUUGAGUGCACGCCAGUGCCGUUGCACGAUAACUUCCAUCGCGACGCGGAGCGUCUUUUUGACAAAUUGUGGACUGCGGCGGCAGCAUCUGCCUCAACGAUGAUGUCUGUUCACUCUCCUGCCAUAUUCCGCGCAUCAAAUACAAAAACUGUUGAUAAAGUAACAGCGCAGGUACAGCGCUUAAGCCGCAUGUUGCGGCUCAUAUUCGAGAUUUCAGAUGCCUACGUUGCCUCAACUGCGCAUGCACGUUCGUCAUCUGCUGCUACCGGUGGUGGUCUGGAAUCAUUUGCACCUAGCCGGAAUAAGGACUUACCACACUUGCUCUCGCAAGAGGGAGUCUAUCAGCUGCAGCAUGGAAUGCGCUUGUGCUCAACAGAUAUGGCGCAAUACGUUGGCGAUCCCAUGCUCAGCCCUAUUUGUUCAUAUGAAGUGGUGUGGCUCGUGCGGCUAUCUUACAAGGUGUCAACGUGGCUAAACGCACAGUUUGGAUUUGAGAAUCCGUACCAUGGCAAGCGAUUUGAGGAUAACCUGUACGUGGAUCCUGCCAGUCCAUUUGUGUGCUUUCGAUUUAACUUUCGCUUCCUCGCUAGCAAGGUGAACCUCAGCUAUCUUGGUGUAUUCCUGCUCUUGUUGUAUGUGCUCUACUUUUGGUGA